AUGCUCGAUGCUCAAGCUACCAAUCCGACGGGUGAGAGAGUCUUGGCUGUGAGAAGAAGAGUAGAGGACAGAGGCCAGCUUGAAGUGAUGCUGCACAGUUUCGUCCUGCUUAUGAUGCGGUGUUGCCUAGUCGACCAGACAUCAGAAUGGAGAUGCAGCGAUUGGAAAGAAGCUGGAAUCAAAUGGGAAGAUGGGUACUCACAGGGUCAGCCAUUUGGAGCGCAGUCGGUUCAGGCAGCCAAAGAAUGCAGCAUUGACAUCUGUAGGCAAAAUGGACAAAAUGGUACCAAAGAGUGCCAGUAA
This is a messenger RNA of Protopolystoma xenopodis, 303 nucleotides long. The record is from the annotation of a GenBank genome assembly. NCBI's taxonomy places the organism in Eukaryota, Metazoa, Platyhelminthes, Monogenea, Polystomatidea, Polystomatidae.